Molecule: messenger RNA, 3261 nt
Organism: Emericellopsis atlantica
Lineage: Eukaryota; Fungi; Ascomycota; Sordariomycetes; Hypocreales; Bionectriaceae
Exons: 3
Coding region: 97-3261 (1054 amino acids)
Molecular function (GO): ATP hydrolysis activity; ATP binding
Source: RefSeq, a predicted model, not a curated record
AGAAGCGCAACAAGCUCUUAUUUCACAACAGCAUUUCCUUCGAAGAGUGAGUGGUGCUGCAUUCAAGUUGGCUGGGACACCAUACAUGCACGCAACAUGGCCACAGAAGCACUUGAGAGCCAGCCGCAAGAGCAGGUCUCGGAAAACAACCAGAUCAAAACGUCCAUUGGCACGAUGACCAACAUCCAGGAUGCCCAGCAAGGACUCGUGACGCCAGCGGGCGUCCAACACCAAGAAAAAGAUGAUUAUUGGACUCAGAGGGUGGUGACAGAUGGCCUCGUCAAAGGCGUCGUCUUCGAAUGGUUCCAAGACCUGACCAGGCGUGUUGCGAGCGUUGAGGGGAAGGUGCAGGAAAACGCAACCCAGGAGGCGACCAGUGACGUUGAACCAGCUCAAGAUGUGACCCUGCAAACCAUGAAGAGAGUUCCCGAAGUAAAGGAAUGCAAUUGGGAGCAGUUCAAAAACCGAUACCAUCCGGAGCAAGGUGUCCCAGCCGUUGAGACGCUUGUUGGGGACCAAGGCCUGGAUCGCGAAAUGGAAGAGGAACAGCUCAGGCGCCUUGAUUCGGAUGCCAAAAACACCUUUCUGGCUGGCAAGAGCAACCUCUCCGCCACAAGAACGCAAGCAAACCAGAAAGUCAUGGACCACCGGAUCGAGCGCAUCCGCAUCAACUCAAGUGCCGUCAUGUCUUUGCUCGCUGAGGUCACGGGCCAGCCGACGUGGCGAAGCGACCAACCACACGUCUUCUUCAGUCCUUUCAAGGUCCCCAUCUUCUUCCACGACAAAAUGGAAGAGGAACUCGAAAGACUAAGGAAGGCUCUCUCUGAAGACUCGAUCGAGGUUGCAGAGGGGGCACCGGUCCCGGAACUCGAAGAACCUGUCGACCCAGCACCAGCUGGUACUAUGGCAGCUGCGCAUCAAGCCUAUAUGGAGAUCAAGUGUUAUGUGGAAUUUGUGAGAGACCGACUUGUGCCAAAAUAUCACAAGUUUGACGCACAGAACCACGAAACGCGCACCAAGAUCCAUUUCAGUGAGCUCUGGUCGCUCUUUCGCUUCGGUGAAAUAGUGGUCGAGCGACAGCAAGACGGCGCUGAUCUGAAGCGAAACCAGGAAUCAAAGAUUGAAAACAAAGGGACAAAGCACGCAUCUGAGCGCCGAAUAUGGAAGGUUUUCACCAUUGUCAACCCAGUCGUCGAUUGGAAGGUUGAUAACCUCGAUGCUGCAGGCAGCACCCUUCGGGGCGACCAUGAAUUCGACGGUGAGAGGGAAUUCUUGGUGCAGGCAUACCGUCUGGACUACGAUGGAACAAGGUACUCGACCGUUCCGAGGCAUUUUUGGAUUGCGCCGUUUACGGGUGAGAAGGAUAUUACUAAACUGCCGAUAUACCCAUUGCGGUUCCAGAGAGACCCCGAGGCUCUGAUGAAGCGCUUGCAGAAGAGAGGGGAGAAGUUCCAGAAGCUCAUAAGCUAUGAGCAUCAUGCUAUCGAGCACGACGGGUGGACACUUUCGGAAGACCCAUCUGGGAAUUCAAUCCUCAACCCGGACGCCGCGGGAAGACUGAUCGCCGCCCACAUCGACAGCAACGUGAUCAUCGACUUUGCCGAAGGAUAUCAGUGGGCUCCGGCCUGGAAACCGGACUUCAGGACAUAUACGAGUGAGGUUUGGUCCCCUUCCAUCAACCAGGACAAAUUCCCCAUUAUCCAAUGGUCAGGACCUGACCGCACGCGGGAGUUAUUUCGCGUCACAGAAACUGUCAUCGAAGACGACGAUGUGACCGAGCUGCAGUGGCAGGUGCUCGCAGAUAAGGACGAUUACAUUGUGGACCGUGAUCAGCGCGCAGAGCGAGAUGGUAGCCACGAAAGUGAGGAAGAUAAACAGGUGCUCACGGACGAAAAUCUGGCCCUACUGCCCGGGCGGCUGGUGGCGUACUCUCUUCGUGACCGGUUCUUCACCAAUGUCGACAUCAACUCGUGCAAGAUACCAGCAGAAAUCCCCGACCCGUUUGCCGACCUGAAAAUCGACCCCGCGGACAAGACCCUCAUUCGCUCCGUCGUCCAUGAUCACUUCGAGAAGAAGCGCGUUCACAGGCAGCUCCAGGCAAAGGGGGAAGGGGCCCUGGAACAAGAUUUCAUCCCGGGCAAAGGCAAGGGCUUAAUCAUCCUGCUUCAUGGGCCGCCAGGUGUUGGGAAGACUGCUACCGCAGAAGCCGUGGCUUAUGCUCACAACAAACCGCUGUUUCCCAUUACCUGUGGUGAUCUGGGUAUUGACUCGAAUACCGUUGAGGAUAGGCUGUCCAAGAUCUUUCGGCUCGCCAACACGUGGGACUGCGUUCUUCUGUUGGACGAGGCGGACAUCUUUCUAUCCCGACGCGAAAAGAUGGACGACAGCUUGCAACGAAACGCUUUGGUAUCUGUUGGUGUCCUUGACGAAGCAUUGAGCUCGCGAGUGCACAUUAGCAUCUUCUUCAAACACCUCAGCUUCGCACAGACGCACGAGCUAUUCCAGACCAACCUGGCCCGCGCUAGACUGAUUGCUGCACAACGAGCAGAGGUACACAAGGAGCCGCCUCUGAUCCUCAAAGAUCAGGAGAUUAUCAGCUUCGCCAUGGAGCGAUACGAGACAAGUCGACAGGUCAACCCCAAUGCACCAUGGUGGAAUGGUCGUCAGAUUCGCAAUGCCUUCCAGAUCGCUACCUCGCUCGCCUACGCAUCAGCGCCGGAUCACCCAGAGACAGGUCAGAGGUCCCUAGGUCGCGUGCACUUUGAACAGAUCCACUCCGCCAUCAAGGACUUUACCGACUACCGUGUGGGUGUACAUCGCAAGAACGAGGAUGAGAUCGCCCAUGAGCGAGCGGAGAGAGCGCCUGCCCGGGAGGCGAGGCCGGCGCACAGGCGAUAUGACAGCCGCCACGAGUCGGCUCGAUCUCCCUCCCCCAUGAGAUUUACGCAAUCGCAGUUUCAAGCCCAUACCAGCACUAUGGUCACACCAGAGAGGUCGGGCGGAGGGGACUUUUACAGCCCAGCGGCACCAGACAGCGCCAGGUAUGUUGCCAGCACGCCGUCUCGCCUCCCAAGCGAACCGCCGUCGUUCGCACCUGGGUACAAGCAGCCGACUCAGGGGGCAUACGGGACCCACGCAACCGAGCACCUACUGCCCCCCGAUGCUCACAACACGCGCAUGUACGGCGGGAACCAGUAUUCGAGCUAUCGAGCUCAAGAGCAGGAGGUUCAUCCCGGACGUCACAGUCUGGGUGAUAUGUAG